This is a messenger RNA of Erpetoichthys calabaricus (reedfish), 3041 nucleotides long. It is a transcript of the gene pygl, whose product is annotated as phosphorylase, glycogen, liver. The transcript has 20 exons. Gene Ontology annotation, biological process: glycogen catabolic process. The coding region runs from base 179 to 2752 and encodes 857 amino acids. NCBI's taxonomy places the organism in Eukaryota, Metazoa, Chordata, Cladistia, Polypteriformes, Polypteridae. Gene Ontology annotation, cellular component: cytoplasm. The record is from RefSeq and is a predicted model, not a curated record. Gene Ontology annotation, molecular function: glycogen phosphorylase activity; pyridoxal phosphate binding.
UUCCAAGUUUCUCCCAUGCGCUCCACCUCCAUAAAAAAAAACUACCAAUAAAAGUCGGCGGUUCGGCCUGGUCAGCUCGGCCCUUCCCAAACGGGACAUUGAAAUCAUCGACUCAUUUUUUCCCCCUCUCCGCCCCGGGUAGGAGCAGGUAGAUUAGUUAGAGAGCAGCAUAGUAGUCAUGGCCACCCCCUUGACCGACCAGGAAAAGAGAAAGCAGAUCAGCAUUCGGGGCAUCGUUGGAGUGGAGAAUGUAGCAGAAAUCAAGAAGGGUUUCAACCGCCAUCUGCACUUCACACUGGUGAAAGACCGCAAUGUCGCCACGCAGAGAGACUACUUCUUCGCCCUCGGCCACAGCGUGCGGGAUCACCUGGUGGGGCGCUGGAUAAGAACUCAGCAGUUUUACUACGAGGUGGACCCCAAGAGGGUCUACUACCUGUCUCUGGAGUUCUACAUGGGGCGCACCCUUGCCAACACUAUGGUCAACCUGGGCCUGCAAAAUGCUUGUGAUGAGGCCAUCUACCAGCUUGGCUUGGACAUUGAAGACUUAGAGGAGAUGGAGGAAGAUGCUGGCUUGGGGAACGGUGGCCUGGGACGCCUUGCAGCCUGUUUCCUCGAUUCCAUGGCAACACUGGGUCUUGCAGCCUAUGGCUAUGGCAUCCGCUAUGAGUACGGCAUCUUCAAUCAGAAAAUCCGUGGCGGCUGGCAGGUGGAGGAAGCAGAUGAUUGGCUGAGACACGGAAACCCCUGGGAGAAAGCCCGUCCCGAGUAUAUGUUGCCUGUUCAUUUCUAUGGCCGUGUGACACAGACGAGCGAUGGUCCGAAAUGGGUGGACACACAGGUUGUCCUCGCUAUGCCCUAUGAUACCCCAAUACCGGGAUAUAUGAACAAUACUGUGAACACCAUGAGGCUGUGGUCUGCACGGGCACCCAAUGAUUUCAACUUGCGAGACUUUAAUGUGGGGGACUACAUCCAGGCCGUACUGGACAGGAACUUGGCUGAAAACAUCUCCCGGGUCUUGUACCCCAAUGACAAUUUCUUCGAAGGCAAGGAGUUGCGUCUCAAGCAGGAAUACUUUGUGGUUGCCGCCACACUGCAGGACAUCAUUCGGCGUUUCAAGGCCUCCAAAGGGGAUGGCAAAGGCAUGCGUACUUCAUUGGAUUCUUUUCCUGAGAAGGUGGCUAUCCAGCUAAAUGAUACUCACCCUGCCAUGGCCAUUCCUGAACUGAUGAGAAUCUUUGUAGACAUUGAGAAACUGCCCUGGGAGAAGGCAUGGAACAUCACUCAGAGGACUUUUGCCUACACAAACCAUACUGUUCUGCCCGAGGCCCUGGAACGCUGGCCGGUCCAUUUAAUGGAGACUCUGCUGCCUCGCCAUCUGCAGAUCAUCUACGAGAUCAAUCAGAAGCACUUGGAUAGAAUCGCCGCCCUUUUCCCAGGAGACUUUGAUCGUCUGCGCAGGAUGUCUCUGAUUGAGGAGGAGGGUGUGAAGAGGAUCAACAUGGCCCAUCUGUGCAUCGUGGGCUCCCACGCUGUUAAUGGGGUGGCAGAGAUCCACUCCAAGAUUGUGAAAGAUCAAGUGUUUCGUGAUUUUAGCGAAUUGGAGCCAGAGAAGUUCCAGAAUAAGACCAAUGGGAUCACACCUCGCCGAUGGCUACUGCUGUGUAAUGCUGGGCUGGCAGAGCUUCUUGCUGAGAAAAUUGGUGAGGAUUAUGUGAAGGAUCUCAGCCAGCUGAAGAAGAUUGGUGCCUUUGUCAAUGAGGAGACCUUCAUUCGGGAUGUUGCCAAAGUAAAGCAGGAAAACAAGCAGAAGUUUGCACGAUAUCUGGAGAAAGAGUACAAAGUGCAGAUCAACCCUUCCUCCCUCUUUGACGUGCAUGUGAAAAGAAUCCACGAGUACAAGCGCCAGCUUCUCAACUGUCUGCACGUCAUCACCAUGUACAAUCGUAUUAAAAAGUUUCCCACGAAGCGCUUUGUACCACGGACUGUGAUCAUCGGUGGCAAGGCAGCCCCCGGAUACCACAUGGCCAAGAUGAUAAUCCGCCUUAUCACUGCUGUGGCUGAUGUCGUGAACAGUGAUCCUGUGGUGGGCAAUAAGCUCAAAGUCAUAUUUCUGGAGAAUUACAGGGUAUCACUGGCUGAAAAAGUGAUUCCAGCCACAGACCUUUCGGAACAGAUCUCCACUGCAGGUACUGAGGCCUCCGGCACCGGCAACAUGAAGUUCAUGCUGAAUGGCGCAUUGACCAUAGGUACAAUGGAUGGCGCCAAUGUUGAGAUGGCUGAGGAGGCUGGAGAGGAGAACCUGUUUAUCUUUGGCAUGAGGGUGGAGGACGUGGAAGCGCUCGAUAAGAAAGGCUAUGUGGCUAAAGACUACUGUGAUAAGCUGCCUGAACUAAAGCAGGUUAUGGACCAGAUCAAGAGUGGCUACUUCUCACCCAAGGAGCCAGACCUCUUCAAAGACAUCGUUGAUAUGCUCUUGCACCAUGACAGAUUUAAAGUGUUUGCGGAUUAUGAAGCCUACGUUAAGUGCCAAGAUAAAGUCAGCGAGCUCUAUCAGAACCCAAAGGAAUGGACCAAGAUGGUCAUCAAGAACAUUGCUGCUGCAGGAAAGUUCUCCAGUGACCGGACAAUUAAGGAGUAUGCUCGAGACAUCUGGGGAGUAGAACCAACAGACCUAAAGAUCCCACCACCCAGUGAGCCACGGGAGGCCUUUGAAGAGAAAGCGAAGGCUACGGUCAAGCUCCAGAAGAUGUGAGAAUGCAUGGGGUCAGUCGGCUUUAAUGUGAUGUGCAAGUCACAGGUACAGCCAGGUCACUUGAAGUGGACUUUUCCCAGGAUGAAGUUGCCUUCACCAUUUCUGCUGUUUAUCCUAUGACCUACUUUAGGGAUGCACAAACAUUGUUAACCACAGUUGCCUGAUGAAAUAAUAGCACCUGGUCUCUAGGAGAUGGGUCAUGUAUGGGGGGCAGGUUGGUUAUCAAUUGCAGUUUGUUUUGCAUUGCAGUAUGCACAUUUUUAACACAUUAAAUGCAUCAUUUCCAAAA